Cyprinodon tularosa is the source of this 451-nucleotide messenger RNA. RefSeq names its product mediator complex subunit 27 (gene med27). Gene Ontology annotation, cellular component: mediator complex. The record is from RefSeq and is a predicted model, not a curated record. Lineage: Eukaryota; Metazoa; Chordata; Actinopteri; Cyprinodontiformes; Cyprinodontidae. Gene Ontology annotation, molecular function: transcription coactivator activity. The transcript is spliced from 3 exons. Gene Ontology annotation, biological process: regulation of transcription by RNA polymerase II. The annotation marks the transcript as partial.
UGAGGAAGGAGAAGAAGAAGAACCUCAGACCGGCGGCACCAAGAUGGCGGAACCGAUCUCCGUCGGGGUGAAUCUGGACGCCUUCUCUCACGCCAUCAGCGGCAUCCAGGCGCUGCGCUCCAGCGUCAGCCGCGUGUUCGAGUCCCUGAAGGACGGAAUGAAAAACCGCGAGACUUUGGAAGGCCGCGAGAAGCAGUUCAUCUCCGAGUUCCAGGACACCCUGCAGGCCGUCAACAGGGACCUCAAUGAGCUGGAGCGUCUCAGUGGUCUGGUCGGACGUCCCUCAGAGUCCCACCCUCUUCAUAACAGCGGCCUGCUCAGUCUGGACCCGGUCCAGGAUAAAACUCCUCUCUACUCUCAGCUGCUGCAGGCCUACAAAUGGUCCAACAAGCUGCAGUACCACGCCGGUCUGGCCUCCAGCCUGUUGAACCAGCAGUCCCUCAAGAGAUCG